This is a messenger RNA of Penicillium verhagenii, 759 nucleotides long. RefSeq names its product LITAF-like zinc ribbon domain-containing protein. Bases 1 to 759 code for a protein of 252 amino acids. The record is from RefSeq and is a predicted model, not a curated record. NCBI's taxonomy places the organism in Eukaryota, Fungi, Ascomycota, Eurotiomycetes, Eurotiales, Aspergillaceae. Gene Ontology annotation, molecular function: zinc ion binding. The transcript has 3 exons.
AUGGCCAGAACACUCGAUAGCGAAGUACCAGGCCUGAUCCCAGCCGAGACUCUCCAGCAGGACAAAAUAGGCCCCGUCAGUCCAAUGCACACCUCAGAAGGCACCAGCACCAUCAGUUCGCCACCUAUACCAGCCUCUAUAAGCCCUCCCGUCCCCAUAUACGAACGAAACCAACCCGAAGACGCGCCAAUGCCCCUCAGCUCCCUCGAUAUGCCAGAGAAAGAAUAUUGUGGGCAACCUCCCCCCAACGAACUAGCGAUGCCAUCUGCAAGUCAACAGCCUAUGGGACAGGCUUCAAAUGAGAAAGCAUAUCCCGGUCAACCCAUGCCCAAUCAUGUACAAGUCCCACAACUGCAACAGCAACAAAUAUACUAUACACCGUUCGGUCAGCCAACACGAUAUGCGACAGCGGUGCCUUUGGAAUCAAUCCAGUCGGCUCCAUGUCCUGUCGACUGUCCUGUUUGCGGGAUGCGGGAAAUGACAAAGACCGAUUUCAUAUCAGGAGGAACUACGCAUUUGUUCGCUGCUUUAUUUUGCUUCUGUUGCUGCCUCGGAUGUAUCCCAUAUCUCAUUGCAUCGCUAAAAAAUGUCGAACACCGGUGUGGAAACCCCGGCUGUAAUGCGAGGCUUGCAUUCUGGCAUAAAAAUUCAGGUUAUGUCGACGUUCUUCAAAAGGCACGGCCGUCUGUUAAUACUCAAGAGUCUGGCUUGGUUUCGAAUGCUCAGCCCCAGACACCAGAACUAACAUCUUAUCAUUAG